AGCUAAAGCAUACCAGUGGCCCUGUUUGAUCUUCUGUUAGAUAGGAUUGUUUAGUUUUUGCAAAUUUACUUGUAGCUUUCAGAAAAACAAUUUUUUUCAAUUAUACUGUGGCUUUUGAGGUUAGAGCAUGAUAGAAGAAGAGCCAUGACAUGGUAGGGUUGUAGGGCAAAACCAAACAUCGUAAAAAAGGAAAAAGUUACUCUGUGAUAAAAUGCUGGAUGUGAAUCCUCUAUGACACGUGUGAUUAUUUGACUUGUAUAUUUCAAACAAAAAAAAAUGACAAUUUCCCAAAACUUCGACGCUGGUAUGUAACGCAACGCGCGGUAAAAUCUCCCACUGGUAGCACUUGUAUUUUGCGCAUGCUUGAUAACAAGUAAGGACUUCUUUGAAAGGCGUGAUGUACCGCUCACUGUCAAGGGUGCAGAAAGGAUAGCUGCAAAGUAUCAAAUCAGUGCGAUGAUUGUUCGAAGUAAUUUUAUUCAGUUGUGAGAAAUAAAAUUGUGAAUACUCCAUCGUAAGCAUAUGUUUUGACGGAGAAAUAAGAAAGCGGAACUACCAUAGGUCUUCCUGGCCUAACAAGGAGGAGGGUCGGCCUAGUCAUAUCGAAGACAUAUCGCGAGGUAUCACGGUUGCCCCCUCCUGGUUGCUGAUAAAUUUGAUUAAUACACGGUUAAAAGUUAGUGACACACGUGUUAUAAAGAGGAGCUGGCAGUGAGUGAAAGUCAGUUAAAACUGGGUGAGUGUCAGUUCGACAGCCGAAUCAUCAUCAUUCGCAAAGCUAGUGAAUAAUGUCGUUGAAAAAUCGUCCCCGAAAGAAAAGUGCAGAGUUGUAGAGAAAUAUAGCACAUUUACUGUGAGCAAUGUGGGUAAUAUCUCCAGAAGAGAAAUCAAAAACUGAAAGUAUAUUCAAUAGCUUGAAACCAAACAAUGGAAAAUUGUCAGGUGACCAAGCUAAGAAGUAUUUUAUGCUUUCAAAUCUUCCUACUCCCACACUUGGCCAUGUAUGGCAACUUUCAGACAUGGACAAUGAUGGUAAAAUGACACUCCAAGAGUUUACAAUUGCUGUGCAUUUGAUUCAGGCAAAAUGCAGAGGAAUAGAAAUACCAAAAGUUUUGCCUUACAGUUUGAAAUCAUCAUCAGUGGAAAAUCAAUCUGUGUUUGGAUCCUCUGGGAAUACUCCUGGAACCAAAAUGGUUGGACCUGCAAGCAAUGGUUCUGUUGGUAUGUCAAUGGGAUUGCAGUCGGGGGGACUACUGAUGCCAAUGCAGAUGGGCAUGUCUAGCUCAGGCAUGACAAGUUCAGGUAUGUCUGCAUCUGUCAGUGGUAUGUCAAGUGCCAGCAACUCUCAUACUGGAAUGAUGGGCAUGCAAUCAUCUUUUGGUGCUUCAAAUAUUCAGUCAGGGUUUGGCAGUGGCCAUUCAGCAUUUGCUCCUCUAGGUAAUGCCUCAGGCUUUCAUACAGGCAUAACUGGAAGCAAUACCUUUCCACGAAAUUUGCAUCUCACCCAGUCAAAUAUGCAGCAAAAUACUGGCCAAACAGGGCUUUCACCACUAGAUUCCCUUGGUCUAAUAUCAAGCUGGAACCAACCAAAACCAGAUUCCUCUGCUCAACAAAAAGCGCAAUUAAGCCGUGCAUCAAGCAUGGGUCCAGUACAUGGAAGUGGCCAGUUAAGCAAUUUCUCAUCUAGUGGAGGUUCACAGUUUGGAUCCACUUUUGGAGGAAGUAGUAACAGUUCUAAUGAUGUCACAGAAAAAUCUUUGACAGCUGGAUCUAUUCCACCAACAAAUAGACUAAAAUAUACACAGAUGUUUAAGGCAGGUGACCACGAAAAGAAUGGAUUCUUAAGAGGCGAGCAAGCCAGGCAGCUACUGAUACAGUCAAGCAUCGCUCCAGAUAAACUUGCAAAAAUAUGGGAUUUAUCUGAUAUCAAUAAAGAUGGUAAUCUGGAUCUAGAUGAAUUUCUAAUCGCAAUGCAUCUUAUUGAUCUUGCAAAAUCCGGCCAGCCUGUACCAGUAACUUUGCCCAAUGCAUUGAUCCCCUCGACCAAGAGAUUCAACGAGGCUGAGCCUUUAGUACCAGAAGUAGGAACUGAAACUGGUAGACCAAGGUCUGAAAGUGUAUCAAGUCUUGGGAAAAUGGACCCAGUUACAUUUGAGGAUAGAAGGAAGCAAAACUACGAAAAAGGAAGAAUGGAGUUAGAAAGAAGACGAAGGGAAUUGCAAGAGAAGAUACAGAAAGAAAAAGAAGAUAGAGAAAGAAAAGAAAGGGAGGAAGAAGAGAGAAAGCGCAAAACAAGAGAGGAAGCGGAAGCAAGAAGGCUACAGCAAAUCGAGAACGAAAAACGGCAUCGAGAAGAAAUGGAAAGGGAGCAAGAAAAACAGCGACGAAAAUUGAUAGAAGAAAGACACGCCGCUCAGUUGGAAGCUGAAAGGCAGCGUCAACGAGAAUGGGAACAGCGACGAAAGGAUGAGUUGCUUAACCAAAAAGGUCUGGAAGAGGAUAUCGUCAAAGGCCUUAAACUAAGGCUUGAGAAGCUAAAAGGAGAACUUAUUGUCGAGACUGCACAGCGUGAUGCGCUGAGCGCCUCCCUGCAAGGCAAGGUAGCAGUUAAAAAAGAGCUGAUCGCAUCAAUUGCUGAUAUGAACAAAUCGAGAAAUUUCAUUCUUUCGCACAUCACACAAAUUCAAAAUGAUGCUCAGAAAAUGAGAAUGCUUGUAGCACAAUUGAAGACAGAACGAGAACGCGUAGAUGUCGAAACAAAUAAGCUGGACUCUACUACUACGAGUGAAGCUCUUGGUGGUGUAAGAGCCAGCAUACUGCAAACGAGAUCAAACAUUCCACGCUUAAAAACGCAGUUGCAAGCCAUAGAAAGCGAGACCGACAGUUCGUUGAAGGAAAACGAUUUUACCACAAGGCAGAUACCGACAGUAAAAGCUGCUUUGCAAAUCAAAAUGGAUGAAAAUAAGCGAUACAAACAGCUUGAAGAGCAGAAAAAACGAGAAUACCAAGUUGCCAAGCAAAGUUUGGAGGACGAAACAAGAAGAUUGGAUUUGAUGAACAGAAGAAAGAAGGAAGAUGAAGAACGACUGAGGAAGGAAACUGAGGCGAAGCGAAGGAGAGAAGAAAUGAUUAAUAAACAGAGAGAGGAAGAUAGAAGAAAGCAAAAAGAGAAGGAACAACAAGCAAUGAAGCUGGAGCAACAACGACAGGAAGAAUCGAUGCGGCGAAUUCAAAGUGCACAAUCUUCUGAAAAGCACGCUCAGAUGGAGAGAGCAAAACAAUUGACUGCUGAAGCCGUCCAAAAGCAGCACGAUAUUAAAUCCAAUCACAAGAAUGCCUCAGGCGCUCAUCAAACAACCCAGGAUCUCUUUACGGCGUCAUCUGUUAAGUCAACACCGGCAGUAGAUACUGUGUUGCCGAUUCCCCCGCCGAAGAAAAGUAGUAAGCCAGUUGCACCACCACGACCAAAGACAAGGCCUGUCGCGGCUUCGGGUGAUAAGAUCAAAGCACCGGCAGUUGAAGCGAGGAAAAAUGAAGAAAAGAGUUUUGGCAACUGGGAUGCUUUAGCAGAACUCGAUUUUGGCCGCCAUGCACCUGAGAAUGAUCUUAUGAAGCAGCUGAAGGAAGCAACGGGUAAUCUGAAUACUAACAAGGAGGUGAAGAUUAGAAGUGGCGAAAGAGAGGUUUCGUCAGUGGAAGAUAGGACGCGGCAGGAGGAAGAACGUAAACGGCAAGAAGAAGAGCGGAAACGGCAGGAAGAGGAACAGAAGCGGCUUCAAGAAGAGCAAGAAAAAAUGAAAAUGAUGGAAGCGAGGAAACAGUUAGAAAUAGAAAGAAAAAAGAAGGAAGAAGCAUUACAAAGGCGAAGGGAGCAGGAAAAAAUAAAAGGAGAAGCAGAACGAAAGCGUUGGGAGGAAGAGUUAAGAAGGCGCGAAGAAGAGAGACUAGUAAAGGAGACUGAAAGGAAAGAGGAAGAGAAACGAAAGGAACUGGAAGAGAAGAAGACGUGGGAAGAGGAGCAAAGGAGAUUGGAAUUAGAAAGGCAACAGAAAGGAGAAGAGGAAAGGAAGCAAAGAGAGAAAGAUGAAGUUAGAAAAAAAGUUGAAGAGAUGCAGAAAUUAAAGAGAAUAAAAAAGCAACAGGAUCAACAGCAAGAACAGCCUAGCCAAGCCGAAGCGCCUAGCCAACCUCAGCCGUCACAAACUACAUCCGUCAGUGAAGAACCUGUGGCAGCCAAAAGACUGACAAAAUUCAAGGCUAUUUUCCCGUUUGAGGCACGGCAUCCCGAUGAGCUUUCCAUCCUCGACGGCGAUAUAAUCGAGGUUGAUGAAAGUGACGACUCACCUCCACCUGGAUGGCUACGAGGUACAAGCGGAGGCAGUACUGGACUUUUUCCAGUUAACUAUGUCGAAAAGACAGCCAGGGGUGCAUUUUCUGACUAUGUUGAUCUAGAUAAAAGUGCCAAAGUAAUGAAUACUGCGGUUGAAGCUGUCAAGACAUCCUCAACAGCUGAUGUCAAGCCGGCCCCACAACAAACGGAAAACAACAAUACCAACCGCAGUUCUUUGGUAUUAGAGACACAGGAGGGUGGUCAGGCAACGGAGCUACCCUCAAAGAAGACUGCACUGCUACCUAAAGGUUUGGCAAUACCAAGACCAAAUCAGAGGUCCUCUCCAAUUCCCUUUCCUGGUGCAAAGUCACUAGACACGAAGGCAAGAGCAGGUUCUUUUGCAGAUUCGCUGCACGAUCGAACAUCAUCUUUUGGAAGCUCUGAUGGGACAGAUGGGUCUUCUAGUCAGCAGGGCAGUGUUACUCAGGGUUCUGUCAAAAGCAUUGCUGGCUCACUGGAGAAAAGGGAGUGCUACGAGAAUGUCAUGCCUCCUUCCACUAUCGAUGGACCGUCAACGACUGAGACUAGUGUCAGAGUACCAGAAGGACUGCAGGCUGUUGCACUGUACCCAUAUCGAGGCAAAAAGGAUGACCAUUUGACUUUUAAUAAGAAUGACCACAUUAUUGUUCAAGAGCAGCAAGAUAUAUGGUGGUUUGGAGACUGCAAUGGCAAGCGAGGAUGGUUUCCAAAGUCAUACGUGAAGAUCAUUGGAAAUGUUAAAAGUCCAUCAUUGGUUGGUCUUGACGAUGCAUGUGAUACGAGUAGCGUCGCCUCAUCGACGUCAUCAGUCGCAACUGAGCAUUCAGGCGGGGAGCAGAGCUAUGUUGGAGAAUGCUCAGCGUUAUUCGAUUAUGCUGGGCCAGCGGGCGACCUCUCAUUCAGCGAGGGUGACGUCAUCAAAAUCACAAAGAAAGAAGGUGAUUGGUGGGAGGGAUAUCUCAAAGGAGAAUGUGGAUUCUUUCCAGCUAAUUAUGUGAAAAUGAAAGAACAACUUGAGACUACAAAGAAGCCAGAGGUGGCAACUGUUAUUUCGCAAUUCACAGCCUCAGAUGCUCGCGAAAUCUCGUUGAGUCCUGGCCAGUUGAUACACGUUUUGAAGAAAGACCAGGGCGGGUGGUGGCAAGGAGAACUCCAGGCUAGGGGUAAGCAGCGCCAAGUCGGUUGGUUUCCAGCGUCACACGUUAAGCUGUUGGCCAAGUCAACGGAGUCCACGAAGUCGUCAGAGCAAGCUGUUGUCAAUGAUGCUGAUGAUGAUCUGUACGCAGUACCGCAAAGACGCGAGAACCCCGCGGAUCAAGUUUUGGCACUUUUCUCUUACACUGCUCAAAAUGAAGAUGAAUUAACGUUUUACAAAGGAAGUGUCAUCAAUGUCAUAUCAAAGGAAAGUGAUUGGUGGAAAGGCGAAUUGAAUGGACAAGUAGGAAUGUUCCCGUAUAACUAUGUUCAGUUGCUAAGUGAUCUCCCGGACAGCACUGACCAUUGGGAAGGCUCCUUUGAUAGCGUUGUGCUGAAAUCCAUGAGCAAAAGCGAACGACAAAGACAGAAUUAUAUCCACGAACUGAUUAACACUGAGCAAAUUUUUAUGGAUGAUCUUAGCCUUACACUCGAGAUAUUUUACAACCCCAUGGCUGAAGCUGGUGUUCUUACAGAACAGGAACUAAACACCGUUUUCGUUAACUGGAGAGAAAUUAUCAUGUGCAAUACAAAACUGCUAAAAGCGUUGCUGGUUAGAAAAACAAUGUCAGUGAACAACAAAGUUGAAGCAAUCGGUGAUGUUCUUGUUGAGCAGAUCCCAAGAAUGACGCCAUACAUUCGAUUCUGCAGUUGUCAAAUCAAGGCAUGCAAAUUAUUACAAAGAAAAGUAGAAAAUGAUGCAGAAUUUAAGCAAUUCGAGAAGAAAUGCGCUGGAAACAGCAGACUGCGACAAAACCUGCCACUCAGUAGCUACUUGUUAAAGCCGUUACAAAGAAUAACAAAAUACCCUCUGAUCAUUAAACAGAUUAUCAAAUACACUCCGGAAGACCACCACGAUCGACCAAAUUUGGAACAAGCUUUGGAACAGAUUCAAGAGCUCUGCUCACAGAUCAAUGAAAACAUUAGAAUGGUUGAAAGUUCUAGCAGGUUAGAGUGGUUGCAAAGUCAUGUAACCUUAGAAGGUCUUGGAGAGAAAUUAGUGUUCAACUCGCAGACGAAUUGCCUAGGGCAGCGGAAGUACCUUCACCACGCAACUCUAUACAAGCACAAAAGCAACAAAGAGCUCCGAGCAUUCCUAUUUAAUGACUUUCUCUUGCUAACACGUCAUCAUGGAAGCACUCCAGCUGCCAAAGCCUUUACCAACAUUUUCAAAGAUGAUGUUGAUGGCGAAAUAACUCUAACAAUAUACAAAAAGCCGAUAUUUCUAAACGAGGUCGUGGUGAAGUUACCCAUAGAUCCCGACGUAAACGAGACACUCUUCUGCUUGUCACAUAUUGAUCGAAUUUACACUCUUCGCGCUGAAACCAAAAACGAAAGAAAUGUCUGGCUCACACGACUACAGAAAGCGUCGGAACAUUUCAUUGAAACAGAAAGAUUCCAGCGGAAAAGAGCUCAUAGAGCGCGGUCUGUUCUUGGUCAGGGCAUAGGACGAUUGACAGUUACGAUCAACGAAGGCUUCGAUUUGAAGGCGUCGGACCCAACCGGUACUAGCGACCCGUAUUGUGAAGUCAGUAUGGGCUCCCAGGAACACAAAACAAAGGUUGUUCCAAAGACACUGAACCCCAAAUGGAAUUCCCAAAUGCAAUUUACAGUAAAGGACAUUGACCAAGAUGUGUUGUGUAUAACCGUAUUCGAUCGAGAUUUUUUCUCACCUAAUGAUUUUCUUGGUCGUACAGAAUUAUCUAUUUCAAGUUUGUUGAAAGAAGGACCAGGACCAUGGACUAAAAGGCUACUGCUACACGAAGUACCAACAGGUGAAAUAAUUCUCAGAGCUAGUUUUCAAAAGUUUGAAAGAAGGUAAUUUGUAUUACGUCAAAACCAUAAAUCCGUAUUUCUAUCUGUAUUCCUUAGCUGCGUCCCUGUACAUUACGACAUAAGAUUACUUCCCUUAAUCAUUUUGUAAAUUAUAGCUGUAUUACAAUAGGACAACUUUAUCUUUGAAGCGGCUCUAAAAAAUCCACGCUUUAUUUUCUACUUCUCUCUCGUUAGUUUUAUACCAUUUUAACUAGAAAAGUAUUUUUCAACUCUCUAGCCAACUUGGCUGCCUUCAUUAUGAGUUUGCAGGACAAAAGUACUUCCUCUCUUGACUUCUUUCCUUUCUCUUUUGAUUAAAUGAAAAUAACAAAUCCAUUUUGAACGAUUCAUGGUUUCUCAGCCUAUCAUUGUGGGUAUUGCUAUCCUUCUAUACCUUUUCGAUCCAUCUUUUGAGUUAAAUACUAGUUUUUUGGCGCUAUAUCUUUAUUUUUUAUUCAUAAACCAUUUUUUAUAAAUCCAAUCUUGCUACAGAUCAUGACCCACCGCCAUCAAAGAAUGCUAACCAUUUUGGCAAAAUUUAUUUAUAGAAAAUGUUUUUAUACCAAAGGCAUCGAGUUGUUUUAAACAGUAUUUAUUCCCUGUUGUAAUGCAUAUUUGAUUAAAGUGAUUUGCAAGUAAGGUGAGUGAUAAGGUUAAGUAAGUCUAAACAGGUUUUCAUAUAUUACGUUUUUUAAUCCCCUGUCUUAAUAAGAGGUAUGACUUCCUCCAAUAAAACAGCUGCUGCUACUUACUCCACAAUAUUGUAAUAAUACAAACUUCCCUCUGAGAUAUCACCCCAGUCUUCUUGAACUUGCUCUAAGCCUCCCCUUCCGCAUUUCUUUCUCCUUCCUCUUCUCUCUGGUUAUUUUUAUCCUUAGGCUUUGUUUUUCUUUCCAUGUUUUGUCUUUAAAUGUUGAUAAAUUCAUAUCGUACUAUCCUCAGCAAUUUGACACCAGUACCAAUUCCUGCUUAUGAAAACUUCGAUACACCCCCUCCAAGAAUUCAGCAAUUUGACACCAGUACCAAUUCCUGCUUAUGAAAACUUCGAUACACCCCCUCCAAGAAUUCAGCAAUUUGACACCAGCACCAAUUCCUGCUUAUGAAAACUUCGAUACACCCCCUCCAAGAAUUGUAUUAGCGUCAUUAGUCAGGCUUGUGACAACAAAACAAGAAAGAUAUAGCUCUUCCGCCUUGAGAGAAACAAUGAUUUUCCUAUUCUGCAUUAAACUUUUAUUCAUCUAAAACGUAUUGAAUGUCGCCAUUUCCUAGCUUAAAACAUUUACAUGCUUGUAGUUGUUAGCAGCUCUAAAAUGUUAAAGGAAGCCCUGUUUUUAUUUCCUAGAAAGUAGAAGCAGUAAAGAUCUAUGCCAUAAGGCAACCAAAACUCUUCAUUAAUUCAGUUGAAAUUUGAACGGUGUGAUUAUCGACUGACACCAGACCAAAUUCACAAGGGAUAGACCAGAUAACGAGUUUCACACCAAGCUUUCCUUCUUAUUUUUUAAUUUCUCAAUUCUUACUCUUCUAAAUUUUCCUAGUACUCUUCUCAGUUUUCUUCUCUUUUCCCAAAAUAUUACAUCUACAAAGAAUUUUUUGAGCCUUUCAUGUUUGUCCGUUCAUCAGCGUUUAUAUUUUGUAUCUAUUCUAUAGAAGCUGUUGUAUUUUAGAAGUCUGCGUUUUAUUUAACUUAAUUUUGAAUUGUUCAUUCAAUUAUCAGAAUCUAUUGUAAAUAUUUAAACUACUCUAGUCAAUUAUGUCGACUUGAUAAUUGUAAUUUCAUCCAAACCUUGGUAGCUCUGAGGCAAUUUGAUUGCUUCAAAAUUUCUUUUAACCGCGGGCAAUGUAUCGAGGAUAAUAUCGCAUACUCGACGAUAAAUUGGACAGUAUGUUACCGUUAAAUAGUUAGUAUAUUAGGACGAUAUUAGGGCGGUUAACUGAUUUGAUAAACCACCCUGGGUUAACGUAGUCUACAAAACGCAUUCUAGCGUUCUCUGCUUGUUAAUAGAAAUCUCCCCUCGCCACUCGAGUUUGUUGCAACACUCGGCAUUAUUGCGAGAUGUAGAAACAAAUCAGUUAUGUAGACGAUUUGUUGAGAUAGUCUAAUGAAAAUGUAAAGUAUCGCAGAAGUAGUGAGAAUGUCUCUGGUAUGGAAUUAAGUCUUGGCACAUUGGGAUUUUAAAAGAUAUAAUGCGGAAUCAGCAGGGCUCACGACACCAAUUUCAAGGUGGAGGGGCCAAGUUCUAUAAGACAAGUUUGAAUUUAGUGCUUCAAAACAGACCCUCUUUGAAAUAUUUUGCUUACCAAAAAAGUGGGGGAGGCAUGGCCCCUCCAGCCCUCCCCCCCAGUACCUUAAGCCCUGAUUAGAACUUGGCACAUCGGGAUUUUUAUAGAUAUAAAGCACCUUGUAGAUUGUUGUUACGUCUUUCCGUUUUAUUACACAAAAAUGUGUAAUUUGUACAGGCUUUAAAAGGUAAAUUAUCAGAGUCAAUCAACUUGACGUAAUAUACAUCUACUUAGGUCUGUAAGAAAUUUGUUUUCCACUUUUUCCUUCUAGAGACCUUUGAGUCCCACUAUGCCCUAAUGCAAUGAUUUAAUUCAUUUAUCCGUAAACAUUCGUACAGUAUAAUCCGGUUAUAACGUACUUUAAGGGACCAGCGUAUUAAGUAAGUAAGUAUAUCCGAAGUACGUUGUAACGAGGGUAAGUAAAAGUUGACUAAAACCAAGCACACCUUUUGCCUGGACCAAGCACACCGGUACUUUAUAUCCGAAAGUACGUAAUAACCGAGUACGUUAUAACGGGAUUCUACUGUAGCUGUUUUGAAUUCAUUUUCGAAAAGUAGAGUAUUUUCGAGAAGAGAAAUCCUGAUGUAGAAUCAGAUCAAGACGAUAUAUCGAGACCUUUGUUAGUUGUAAGUCCAACUGAAGACCGUCAUGUUCCUUUUGCUUCUGACGUGGAACAUUUGGUAGAUUAUAUAAUUGUUGGGAAGGGAAAACAUUGACAUCCUUAGAUAAAGUUAUACGAGACAGCAAAUUCUAGUAUUGAUUUAAUAAUUGUUAUUAUUCUAGAUUAUUGUAGAUUUCAUUGAAA
Messenger RNA from Rhopilema esculentum, 10463 nucleotides. RefSeq names its product intersectin-1. The record is from RefSeq and is a predicted model, not a curated record. Gene Ontology annotation, biological process: intracellular signal transduction; positive regulation of Rho protein signal transduction. Gene Ontology annotation, molecular function: protein binding; guanyl-nucleotide exchange factor activity; calcium ion binding. Lineage: Eukaryota; Metazoa; Cnidaria; Scyphozoa; Rhizostomeae; Rhizostomatidae.